Molecule: messenger RNA, 4388 nt
Organism: Mercenaria mercenaria
Lineage: Eukaryota; Metazoa; Mollusca; Bivalvia; Venerida; Veneridae
Product: cyclin-dependent kinase 11B-like
Exons: 17
Coding region: 124-2466 (780 amino acids)
Biological process (GO): protein phosphorylation; regulation of mitotic cell cycle
Cellular component (GO): nucleus
Molecular function (GO): cyclin-dependent protein serine/threonine kinase activity; ATP binding
Source: RefSeq, a predicted model, not a curated record
CCUUAAUAAUGCACGCGCACAGCAGAGUUCUCUCCCCUACGCGACGUACAUUUUUCGGUCAAAAUCAUAUAUUUUGACCAUACAGACGUUUAUUUGAAUCAAAGUAGCUUGAAACUGAAUCAAAUGAGUCGCCGAAAAGUUACACUUGUGUCAGAUAGAAGUCCAAGAAGUCCUUAUGAACAAGGCGAGUUGGCAUCAAGUAGUCCGGAGCUAGCAGCUAGGAGUGAAGACAACGAGACAUCUGAACAUGAAAUGGAAGAGGAAGAGGAAGAAGAAGAACAUGUUCAGAGUGAUAGAGACCAGGAUAUGCCAUCAGCUGAUGAGGAAGAUCACGAUGACGGUCCAGGAAUAAAACCUCCACCUGUUCCUGUGAAGAAAAAAGAAAAACACAAACAUAAACAUAAAGAAGAUAGAAAGAAAGACAAACAAAAAGACAGACACAGGGAAGAAAAAGACAGACAUAGGGAGAAGGAUAGGGGCCAUGAAAGAGAACAUAGAGAGGAAAGAGGGGCUAGAGGGAUCCAAGACAGACAUGAAAGAAAAGUACUAACAGGAAGGGAAAGAGAGAGAGAACUGAAAGAAAAAUUGUUGAAAGAAAAAGAGAAACGUGAAAAGUCUAGAAUGGAAAGAGAAAGACUGGAACGUUUGGAAAGAGAAAAGAACAGAGACAGAAAACUAAGGGAGGAGAGAGAAAGAAGAGAACAGGAAAGAAGGAAAAGGAAGGAAGAAGAAAGAAGACUUCAACAACAAAGAAAGGAAAGAGAAGAAAUCAGAAAUAGGAAGGAACGUAUGAUCAAAGAAAAGGAAAGAAUGCAAGGUCGCCCUAGAAGUCGGAGUCGUGAGAGACGAGAGGGGAGUAGAGAUACUAAAUCAAGACAUUCUCACAGGUCAUCUGAUAAAGGCUCUAGCUCAGGUGGAAAGGUUCAUGAAGAACAUGAGCGGCCAAAGGAGAGAAAAGUUCAGAUGAAGAAGGAGAUUAGAGAGUCAGAAGAGGAACAUAUUGAGGAGAAGCAUGAGAUUCCCGACACAGCAAUGUCUCCAUCAGAGGACGAAAGUGAGGACACAGAGAGUGACUCUGGAUCAGGAACUGACACAACAACUGACAGUGAUGAUUCUAGUGACGAAGAAGAUCAUAAAGAUGAUGAGAAAAUCAAAUCAGAGAGUCCAGAUCAUGAUAAUGAAGAUGCUGACAAGAAACAUCUGGCAAAGUCAAAAUUUGACCAGUCUGAUAAUGAAAGUGAGACUGGUUCAGUACAUUUGAAUGAUCACCAUGACGAUGAUGGUUACUUAGCUGAAACCCCACCAAUGUCUCCAGUAGAAUUAAAACCUGAUUUGCCUCCAUAUUUUCCUGCAAUACAGGGCUGUCGUAGUGUAGAAGAGUUUAGUUGUUUGAACAAAAUAGAAGAAGGGACAUAUGGUGUGGUAUACAGGGCCAGGGAUAAGAAAACAGACGAAAUCGUUGCUUUAAAGCGGUUAAAGAUGGAGAAGGAAAAAGAGGGAUUUCCUAUCACAUCAUUACGCGAGAUAAAUACCCUGUUGAAAGCCCAGCAUACAAAUAUAGUAACAGUCAGGGAAAUUGUGGUAGGGAGCAAUAUGGAUAAGAUAUACAUUGUGAUGGACUACGUAGAACAUGAUCUAAAGAGCUUGAUGGCCCCAGAAACUAUGAAACAACCAUUCCUUGUUGGUGAAGUGAAGACAUUAAUGUUGCAAUUAUUGCGAGGUGUACAACAUCUCCAUGACAACUGGAUCAUACAUCGAGACUUGAAGACUUCCAAUCUUCUUCUUAGCCAUAAAGGCAUUUUAAAGAUAGGUGAUUUUGGUUUGGCCAGAGAGUAUGGUGAGCCAUUGAAGCAGUAUACGCCAAUUGUUGUCACACUUUGGUACAGGUCACCGGAACUUCUGUUGGGUAUAAAAGAGUAUUCCACACCUAUAGACAUGUGGUCUGUUGGUUGUAUCAUGGCAGAAUUCCUAGUUAUGAAGGCAAUAUGGCAAGGAAAGACAGAAAUAGAACAGUUACAAUUAAUAUUUAAGGAUCUAGGAACACCUACUGAAAAGAUCUAUCCUGGUGUAAUGGAUUUGCCUGGCAUGAAGAAAUGCGUUUUCAUUGAAUAUCCCUACAACACAUUGAGAAAUAAAUUUGGCCAGUACUUGUCAGAUCAGGGCUUUAAUCUUUUAAACAGGUUUCUGACAUAUAAUCCUAGUAAAAGAAUUGCAGCUGGCGAGGCAUUGAAGCAUGAAUAUUUCCGAGAAUCUCCUGUUCCAAUUGAUCCAUCAAUGUUCCCAACCUGGCCAGCCAAGUCAGAACAAGUGCGGAAACAUGCAAGUUCACCGAAACCUCCUUCUGGCGGAAAAGCAUACUCCAAAUUACUGGAUGAUGGUGAUGAUGCAAUAGCAGCUGGUUUCCAGUUCAGACAAGCAGCCAAAGGUGUAUCAGCAAUUGGACCUGGUUUCAGUCUCAAAUUCUAAAAAAAAAUCAGACUGUAUUGUAGGAUUAAAUCAACAUUUAAAUACUGAUAAAAAUGCAAAAGCAGCUGUUUCCCAGUUUACACAAGUUGACAGAGGUGUAUUAGCGGCUGGUUUCCAGUUUGCUCAAGCAGCUUUAAAGUCUAGUAAAAUUCAACUGAAUGAAAGAAUAAAAUCAUCUUCUAAACUUUGAUGAAAUAUACAGUAAUGAAGACAAACCAGACUGUAGAUAUAUGAUUCAUCUCUGUCAGAAGACAGUCUUAUUGUAUCGGAUAACAGAGUGCUGUUUGAUUUGCAAAUGGCCACUCAAUGCAUGAUUAUUUGGAUAUUUUCCAAAUAGUUGAAGUGGCCUCUGUGGGUGUUGUCUGCUGACUUCAGAUCACUUUUUCCUCACUGCUGUGGGUUCAUAACAUCACUUGGGGUGUAGAGCUUUUUCUUGUGAGGAAGUCAUCCAGCCGGCUUACUGAAUGUCAUUAGUUGAAUAAUACACAAACCGGGACAUGUAAAAAGUUCGAAAGUUCCCAUAUGACCUACAUUUGUAUUGGUAUGACAUUAAACCAAGCAAAAACAAAACAAAAUCAUAUUGUAGGGCUUCUGUUGCCCCCUCUUUCAUUGAGGUCCACAUCACAAAAACUUUUGCAUGUAAGUCUGUUUCUCAAAAACUGCCUGAGCAAAUGUUUUCAAACUUCACACAUGUCUUUAGCAUAAUUGUGGCUUAAACUUUAUCAAAAUCAUGCCCUGUUAUAACAUAAAAUUUGUGAAAGUUUUGUAGACCAAAUCUGUUCUCAGCAUGCAUCAUUGACAUCUUGAGGUGACCUCAUAUGGUAGGUUUCAUAACUGGUUUACAUUGACUUUUUACUUAGACAUUUUGGUGAAUUUUUGCAUGUAAGCAGAGUAUACCUAAUGCUUUCAAACUCUUCAUAAUUCUUUAGCAUCAUGAAAUGACCAUUCCUAGCCUGGUUCAAUUCUCCGACUUUUUAUGCCCCUUUUUUGCAGUAAGAAAUUUUAGAAAAGUCUCUGUAUGUAGCAUUAUGCUGAAGGGUCCGAAAUAGUUGAGCGUGCUAUCAUUGGAUAGCUCCUGUUUUAUAUGUUAAAGUUUAUUGUAAGCUAGUCAAGAUGUAUUGAUCCAGGCUUUGCAAAAAAUCAUAAGUGUAGGUUAAGAAAGACAAUAUUAUUACUACUGUUUAAGUUUUCUAAUAUUGAUUAACACCUUAGUGCACUCAGUGUUUGCCCUCUAACCUACAUUAAGAAAAAAAUAUAAAAAAAGAGUUGGGGUAUCAGUCAUUCUGCCAAACAAACAACAGGCAAGAAUGACAGUAAUAUGCUUACUGUACUGUUCAUAUGAUUAGCUGAUCACAGCUUAAAAUUUCACUACCAUGCAAUUAGAUUCAUUUGGAUUCCAAAUUUAAGAAGGAAAGACAUAACAGACAUAAUUAUUAUGCAGGAACAAGUAAAUAUUUGGUUCCUUGUAAUAAUGCAGAUCAACAAUAUUGUCAGAUUUGGGGCUGCAUAAAAUUUAGUUGGAUAACUUAUAUAUUUUUAUAAGUAAAAAGGUUAGGGAUUAAUCCCAUUGGGUGUCUGCAGGAAUUUAUGGUACUCCGAGUGGUACCUAUGGCAUGAAAUACAGUCUUUGAAUGUCUUUAGACAAAUAGCAGAAAACUUCAAAAUUGCCAGAAAAUGAAGUAUGACAUUUUUGUGACUUAUCAAGUUUUUUUUUCUCCAAAAUUAAUACUGCUAUUGUAUGAAAAGUUUAUUUAUGUUAUUGUAUUAAUUCAAGGGGCAUAUACAUAUAUUUUGAUGAAAACAUGUUUAUUUUUUAUUUAACAAUGAGAGCAAAAGCGAGUCAUUGGUGUUGAUAAAUAAUGUACAGAGAAAAAAUCAUUAUCAUUGUAAAUAAAUCAUGACAUAGAACAUUCAUAUUUGAA